GACCGAUUAGUUCGUACUUCUCUGUCUUUUAUUUCUGCGGAGACCGGCGACAGUACCACCGUACAUAAAACUCAGACAGUACCGUCAGUGGCUAAAGCCCCGCACUUUUCUUGGGGUCAUUGCAUUAAAAUAGGAAUCUUAUCUGUAUCAGUGUUGUUUUGUUUUCUUCAGUGUUUUUAACUGGUGAUAAAUAUGUGACAGUUCUUGGAAAUACAGUGUUGAUGUGUGAUAAGUUAAUCAGUUUAUCUGGAUUUUUAUUAAGAUCUUCAUCGGCGAAUUUAGGAGAAGGUACAGAACAGCGCAGCAAUAUGCUGGAAAAACCAUCAGACGAACCCCAAGCGGUCACUCCUUCACAGAAGACACCACCUUCAAUGGCCAAGUUCGGCUGGCAUAAGUUAGAAUCAGGGCCUUUGGUACAAUACAUCAAUAGGGGCAACGAAAAGUAUGUCGCCUCUUCCUUACUUGACACGAAAGUCACCCCUCCCGAAAUAUUUGACUUCUCUAUCGACGUGUUCAAUUGUCUACCCCCAUGCGCCUUCACGAUGACAGCGGACGAAGCGGCCGCCUUCAACUAUAUCGACGUGCGUCACUGUGACCGCCAGUUGAUGGGCAAUCACACCUUGGCCGAAGGAGACCCCAUGAUGCGUUUGGAGGACGUCGACAAGGUGAUAUCGUUUUACCGGUCCUGUUCGCUGCUAGUGAUCAAACGGCAAAGAGUGAAUCCUCAUUUCGGCUUCAUAAGAAUCGCCGGGGAACAACUGGUACCAUUUAUUAGGCAGGACGAAGUCAAGUUGGUGCCUAUGUUUUACUUCGAUGGGCAAAGCGAGUUCUUGGAAGAAAGAUCGGUGGAAGUAAGAGACGAUUGGAUGUUGGCGGGUUUUCGAUUUUGCUGUUUGUUGCAGAAGAUUCGAAAAGAGUUAUACAAUGGCGUUUCAGUGAAAAUGGUAGAUUUGGAGCACGUGAAAACGCUAUUUCCUGCAGAGACCACGUUCGAAAUCGAUUUUCCGACGUCAGUCAACGAAAAAAUCUUCUCCGAUAUGUUUAAAAUGGUCAGAGAUGCUAAUAAGGCCCAUAAUUCUGAAGCACUAAACAAUGGCGGUAGUAGUAAUAGUUCUUCCGCGAAUCCUUUAAUACCCGACAGUAUUACACCAAGGAACCCUUUUCCAUUAGAAGGUCACAAGACAAAUACAAAUUCACCUUCAUUUCAGCAAAAACAACCAAGUUCUAAUCAAUUUUUUGUGAGUAAUUCGAUGUCUGCAGGAAAAACCCCAAACGUUACCCUAAUACAAUAUAAUAAUACAAUCCCAAACCAAAAUGACUUAAGAGGCAUGCCUCACCAAAUGAAUAGUAAUUUCAGUCAGCAGGCACCUCAAAUAAGAACGUCACAAAAUAAAUUACCCUUGCCAACAUACCAACAACAUUUAGCUAGUUUAUCCAGGAACCAAUUACACAAUAGGCCUCCAAAUCAGAAUCCUACGAAUAACCCCCAAAUGCAGUAUCCAGUAAAUGGUUUACAGCACUCAGUCAAUCCUAACAUUCAAUAUACAAAACAGCCUCCCAGUCAUCACGGACUUUCUAAUGUGCAAUUUUCUAAUAACAAACCAGUGAAUCCACAGUCAUACACUCGGAACCAAGUGGCAUCUCCUUCAAAUAGAAACCAAGUGCAAUAUCCAAUGAGCAAUACUCCAAAUUCUUUUAUAAGUCAAGUGCCAGUUCAAAAAUCAGAUAUACACAAUGUUUUUCCCCCGAAUCUUAUAGUAGGGAGAUAUUCUGGUUCCGAAAUGCUAAAACAUUUAUCAACUUCUUCCAAACCUUCAGCACCAUUCAGUAGUUCAUCAACAUCUACAAACAGAAUACCUUCCAAUGUAGGAAAUAAUAUGAAUAGCAUGUGUACCGCUACGGGGAGAAGCCCUUUAGAUACUAGUAGAAAUAUACAGUCAAAUCCUAGACGCAAUUCUUAUAAUAUCAAUUUAUUGGACACCUACACUAAUGGUCUCUCUAAGAAUACCUCACAAAAUCAUAACAGGAGAAAAAAUUCGCUAGAAAUAUUUAACGUAAACGAUGGUCCUCCUGCAGUGGGGAAUAAUUUAAAGUCCACGUCAAAUAUAACUAUUAAUAUAUUACCUACACCAGGAAGCAAAAGACCUAGCAAAACUAGUGUUAUUGUAGACAGCAAGAAAGCAAAAACCCAAGAAGUCUCGUCAGGAAGCAAUCAUCUCAACCAAACCAAUCCACUCUCAUUACGUACACCUAUCGAUUUUCCACAACAACAAUCGUCAACCAACGUGCCAUACAAGUCGCCAUUGGCUGGGUCCAGUCCGAUACAUAGGCAACCCAGUCCGUUUAUGCUGGAGGCCAAUCAGAACGGCAGGGUUUCCAGUGCUGUGCCUAAUGCCCAGUUCUAUGGGCACAUCAGUUCGAGUUACUCUUCCGAAUCGAGUAGUUCCACUCCCAGUUGGCCCAUUUGCUACAAAUUGAAAGGAGAACGUUUUUGUCAGUGUCCAAAAUGCGAUAUGAUGCAGAAGCAGUGGGUUGAGCAGCAAAUUGGGUUUAAUUCUCAAAAACCAUAGCUACGUAAAUGAUUUCUGAGUUUGUACUUAUCGAAAGAGAAACCAAAGAGCUCCAAGUGAUUUCGUGUAUUAUCUUGUUAAGGACUGUAUUGUUGAAUCGUGUUCAAAUUUAGUUUAUAAUUAAGUUAAUGUUAGUGUAUGUAUUUUUACAUUUUUUUUUAUAAAAAGAAUUACUGUUUUUGUUUACAUAUUUUU
This is a messenger RNA of Sitophilus oryzae (rice weevil), 2765 nucleotides long. RefSeq lists its product as uncharacterized. The transcript has 2 exons. NCBI's taxonomy places the organism in Eukaryota, Metazoa, Arthropoda, Insecta, Coleoptera, Curculionidae. The coding region runs from base 222 to 2570 and encodes 782 amino acids. The record is from RefSeq and is a predicted model, not a curated record.